Danio rerio (zebrafish) is the source of this 601-nucleotide messenger RNA. RefSeq names its product ATP synthase inhibitory factor subunit 1b (gene atp5if1b). The record is from RefSeq and is marked provisional. Gene Ontology annotation, molecular function: ATPase inhibitor activity. Gene Ontology annotation, cellular component: mitochondrion. Lineage: Eukaryota; Metazoa; Chordata; Actinopteri; Cypriniformes; Danionidae.
UUUGAGUCGACGUUACAGACAGCAGCUCACGCUCAUGUCAGUGCAUGUGUUAACACCUGAACAAAAAUGGCUAGGUUUCUGAACAGCAAUAUCAGGAAGUUCUUAACAACACAGAUCAGGAUGUCGUCCGAUCAGUUAGGUGAACUGGGUAAAGGUGCUGGGAAAGGAGGUGGUGGUGGAGGUGCCGUGAGGCAGGCUGGAGGUGCAUUUGGCAAGAAACAGGCCGCUGAGGAGGAGAUGUACUUCAAGAGAAAAGAGCAAGAACAGCUGUCUGCUCUGAGAAGACACCACCAGGAAGAGAUUGACCAUCACAAGAAGGAAAUCGAGAGAUUACAGCAUGAGAUCACCCGCCACGAGAGCAAAAUCAAGAAACUCAAACAUGAUGACUGAGGCAUUAAGACAGAAAAUACAACACAUGAAUUGUGAAACUGCUGAAUAUUUGUAAUUGCUUAUUUACUAAACAGUGAACUCUGUGAUUAUACUAUUAUAAAAGCAUGUUAUAAUACAGAUAUGGUUAUAUAACUGAAACAACACAUUGUGUAUUAACCCAGUGCAUUUUCCCUCUUUUGACAAUAAACAAGAAAUUGUCUCGAAUGUAAAA